CUCUUUCAAACAGAGAAAUUCAAUUUGUAUGAACUAAUGGACUAUUCGUUUUGAGUUGAUUUGAUCAGAGACGGCUAACAAAUACAAUUUUGAUCAGACUUUAAACAUGAUGCGUAUAGUCAAUGAAUUACUAUGAUAAUCUCUGAUGUUUUGAAUAUGAAUGGGAGCUCUAUUAUACCAUGCCUUUGUCAUCCAUUCAGUUUUUACAAUCAUUUGUCGAAAAUAAGUGAUACCAAUUAAAUGCUGCUUUAGAUGCAGCGCCAUCUUUGACAAAACUCUCGAAAUAAUACACAUCAAUGUUUUCUCAUCAAAAUUACUAUUCAAUUACUUCAUCUGGUGGAGACAUUAAAUUAAUUUAACAAUCAUAAAUUUUGUUUCACCAAAAGUCCCAUUUAUUUCAUGACACUUCCAUUUGCCAUUGAAAAUUUCCGUCCAUUAAUGGCCAUUUGAACUAUACGUCACAUGGCUGCCGGCAUUGAAACGACACUUUGACACUUCAUUUCGAGUGCAUUUUGGUAGCAUAAACGUCAACGCAAGCAUAUUUACACUCGGUUCUAUAUCGAGAAGAAGAUGUUUUAAUCCGACACCUAUUCUAUUAUAGAGCGAACUCAAUCGAAAAGGACUAUUAUUAGUUAACAAAUGUAAUUGUUAUUGCAUCGAACGGACGUUUCAAAAAUGGAUGAUCCCUUAAAGCCAACUUCGGUACCAUUGGAAGCCGAAACCAUAUUGUGGUUUGAAUUUUUAUUAAAUCCAUCGUUACUGACGACGCAUCUACAGAAAGAAAAUGCUUGUCCAACGCCGAUUGAGCUCAUUUCAAAGUUUCUGUCAAUGGCACCGGAAAGUCAAAGUAACACAACGACAGCUACAACACCUGACAUAGAGUCGGCAAUGAAUCGCACCGAAGGUUUGAAAAUUGGCCGUAAACAAUUGGCACUGAAAAUUCUUGGCCUCAAAGUUGCAUCGUAUCUUAAGUGGAAUUUGCAAGUGUUGGAACGAAAUCUGUCGCUGCAGAAACAAGUUCAAUUGUUGAGUGAUUUAUGUUCGGUGACAUCGGAUAAAAUGGUAAAUUUGCCAUUGUCCUUGGUGCACGAAUGUCAACUGGGACCGGAAGGAUCGAAAAAGGCGUUCAAUUUUGCCUUGACUCUAUACCAUCGAUGGAUUUUACGUGCGCAAGUACUCAAAGAAAUUCCACCAAGAGUUUUUCGACAAGGAUUCAAUCAUGUAUUGAUGACAAAUCAAGAACAAGCAAACUCCUUCCGCGACGAAAUGUUUCUAUCCUCACUCGAACCAUUUACGCAAACUAGUAUCGAUUUUCUAAAUCAAAUCUGUCUGGAUGAUGAGCCAUUCAUACAUUUGACAUAUGGUUCAUUUGUUGCGCUCAGUCCGAAUUCGGUGUCGGAUCGUUUGGAACAGGAUUUUGACAAUUCCAUUGUCAUUUCGAAGGCCGAACUCAGAGCACAAAUUGCGUAUGAUUUAUGUGAAUUUUAUUUAUAUGACAAGAAAUACGAUUUGGCCAAACAAAAAGCGAUUGAAUGUCGUGACAAUUUAACGGCUUUGAAAAACGAAUACGCUGAAAAGGAUAUCGAAUGCAAUAAAGAUGAUGGUGGUCAAUUCUUGUUUUGUACAUUUACCGAUGAAGAACUGCACGGUCGUUUAAUGGCCUGUGGACUGUUCGAAAGUGAAAGCGCCGGUUUACUGUAUCGAAUGAAUGGUUCGAUAAUGAACAAAUACAAAGACAUUAACACCAUUUUCGAAUUGGAUAACAUCAGAUUGGAAAUCCCAUUGGUUAAUCGUCAUAUUCUAGAACUUGACAUGGAAGGCAUACACACAAAUGAACCGCAGAAGAUAACAAGAGAUGCUCUCAUACGAAUAGCUGCGUUGAACGCUAUCCGAUCCAUGGUUGACACGAAUGAUCUCUUCUCACACCAUGAUUUCCUCGUAAAAUAUCAAAAACAAAAUGGAUUGACUAUUCUGCUUGAAACUGCAGCCACAUUCCUUAGACAAUCAGAACAAACUGAACAUCACAAAAAAGUGAAAGAAAACAUUUACAAUAUAUUAUUAACAACUAAUGCCAACUAUGUGAAACCGGCUGAUUUUGAGCUCGUUGAAAAUUCAUCAUUGCUCAGUCACCAAGAUUUGGACAAUAUUAAACGCUUGAAGCAGCUGUAUUGCACCAAUUCACCCAUCGAAAACAUUUCUUUCUCGCCAAUAUGCACAAUGACUGACUGGAAACUAAGUGAUGUUAAAGUUACAUCUCUGGAGUUGGGAGCAUUGAAACGACAACUGAUCAAUUGUACGACAUCAACUGCUGUACGUGUCCUCCUUGUUAAAUGCACAAAUCUCAUAAUGUCCAGCAAUCCGUCCCUGUCAAUGGAACCAUGGCACAUAAAUCCGAGUUGGAUUAUGCCAAUCAGUAUAAAGUCGGUAUUAAUGUCGAUGCCACGAGGCUUCCUACAGGAUUACUCGUACAUCUGUAUUGCAAAAGCAAAAGAUUUCGCAUCGAAACAGGAGUUCAAAGUGGCUUUGAACUUAUUGAAUGCCGCCAAAUUGGAAGUUCAACGUCACGAUGCGAAUACGAGCACAACUCGGCUCAAUAAAUUAAUCGACAAUGAAGUUUUACUAACACAAGCAACGCAACAUCUGCAGGAGUGGCCAAAGAAGCCAGUUGACCACGAUGCAAUCAUUACAAAGUGUAAACAAGCCCUGAAAAGUGCUAAUGGCGAAAAUGUGCCGCCACGAAUCGAAAUUUUACCUUCAUGUGCAGCAGUUCUAAUCAAUUCGAAUGAAGCCAACGAACUGGUUCGAAUCGAUCGUCGCUUCCCCUCAUCCGAAUUGUUUUCGGCGAUUGCAACAAUAAUGAUCGAGCUUGAACAGCACAAGGCGACUGCGUCAAAAAAGGUGUUCCGCGAUGCUUGGGAUAUGAUUGCACCAAUGUUUGCAAAUGGCGGCCAUUCGUCGUCGGGCAUCAAUCGACGUGGCCGAUCAACGCCACAGCAUAAUAUCGAUACAGUCGAUGACUCCAAUGAUGCGGCUGAUGGAUCGGAUCGAAGGGAAAAUGACGAUACAACAAAUCAAGAUGUUAAUAUGCAAUAUGAUGAUCAGAAUGCGGCUGGAACACAAGAUGAUAAUACCAACAGCAAUGGGAAUGGUUCAAGGAACAUGGAUGUUGAUGAUGUGGAUCGCGGUAAUGACAGCCAUAACAAUGAACGUGACCGAAUCAAUCCAUUUUCAAACCGGAAUCGAAACCAUUUUAACAAUGAUAAUAGUGGCUACGGCAUUCGAGAUUCUCCUGCGGUCAUUGUGAAUACAAAUUUACUGCCAUUCAUUCAGAAACUUCGCGAUCCAUUGCCCAUCACCAUAAUGAUGACAUUGUUUGCAAGAUUACACAAUAUUUUGGACGAUAAUUUAAAUCGUGAAAUCAAUGGCGAAUACAUGAAUCUAUGGCCGACGAUUGUCACAAAUCCGAUGAGCUACAAUAUAGACAUAGUGAUUGAGAUUCUGAAUAUAACAUUGAAACAAGCGCUGCAGUGGCAUCCACAGCAUGUUCCAUGGAUUCGAAUUGAAGGCGAUCUUGAAUUUCGCAAUGAAAAUUAUGAAGCCGCAAUGUCUUCGUAUGUGAAUGCGAUUUUAACUGGAUCUGAGUAUUAUACGGUGAAUUUGGAACAAAACAUUGAUGAUUAUAUCAUACGGAGAAUGAUUAAAUGUUGUUCUAAUUUGGGUUGCUAUAUGGCUGCUUAUGUACUCUGUCAAUUCCUAGAGGAAAUUGACUACAGUUUGGCAUUCAAAACACUUUCGGAUCGGGCAACAUUCAGUAGCAUUUCAGUCAAAUCGUUUGUUUUCUCCGAUGCAAUGGACUCUUAUUAUAACUGUAUUUGGGAUGCAACUUUAUUGGAGUUUAUCGUCAAUUUCCUAGCCAAACGUGGAGAACAUGCACGGAAACAGUUGGCGAUUGCAGCGUUAGGACAAUUAGAGCUGAACGCUAACAAUAACGAUGAGGUGAAAAGAGAAGCUGCCACAACUCGACAAAUCAAGUUUCUACGUGCGCUCGCCAAACAAUAUAUAUUGUGACGAGUAACAGAAUUUGAAGUAUGUCAACAUUUAAGAAAGAAUCGGUGUGUUUGCUGAAAUAUCUAAACCCUGUAAAAAAGUAGUAAUAUUUCCUAAGUUUAAUUAAAGUUAUUAUUAAUUUUAUUUCGUAAAAGAUCCGUAAUUUUUUUCGGGAAAAGAGAAAACACCGAACAAAUCAGAAAGAGAAAUCGCAUCAAAAACGUAAUCUCUUUAUUAAAUUUUAUUCAAACAUCAUUUUAAGUAUCUAUUUAACCGAGAAACAAUUAACAAUAAAUACACACAUCUUCGUCAAAUCGAACAGAGAAGAUGCAAAAGCCAGCUAUAAACCCAAUUUUACACUCUCGAAAAUAUUUUUUUUUGUUCGUUUUCAUAGUUUUUUGUCUCUCGAUUUAUUCAAAGCGCGGUUAAAAAUGGUAUGUUCUUAUGUGAGAUAUAAUUGCAGGCAGACCACCACUGUAUCGAGUAUAUAUCGAACAUAAAAUAUUAUUUAUACAUUUUUUUUAUUUGAUAAAAACAAAGAAAUGGAAAAUCAAGUAAAAAUAAAGUUUGUUUGACUUAAAGAAACAAAUAAAA
This is a messenger RNA of Sitodiplosis mosellana (orange wheat blossom midge), 4641 nucleotides long. It is a transcript of the gene IntS8, whose product is annotated as integrator complex subunit 8. Bases 676 to 4068 code for a protein of 1130 amino acids. Lineage: Eukaryota; Metazoa; Arthropoda; Insecta; Diptera; Cecidomyiidae. The record is from RefSeq and is a predicted model, not a curated record. Gene Ontology annotation, cellular component: integrator complex. The transcript is spliced from 11 exons. Gene Ontology annotation, biological process: snRNA 3'-end processing.